CUUUCUCUCUCUCUCUCUCUCUCUCUCUCUCUCUCUCUCUCUCUCUCUCCUUCUCUCUCUUCUCUGUGUCUCUUGCUGUUUUCUUCAUACCCAGUUCAGAGUCAUCUCACUCUAACUCAGCUGACCAACUGAGGAAAUGGCGUCCAAGCAACCAAUCGGCUACAAGUGUCGCAUAGCAGGCGUGCUGCUCCUGCUGUUGGCCAGCAUCGCCGCCCUCGUUGCUGUCGCUGUCAUCCAGGACACCUGGGCGUUUAAAGAGUACGGCCUAGAGUACGGGAUAGUGAUAGACUCGGGUUCAUCUCGGUCCAGUGUGUACCUCUACGAGUGGCCCGGGGAGAAGCAGAAUGAAACAGGAGUAGUGACGCAGAUACUGAACUGCAGAGUCGAUGGUGACGGCAUCUCCGAGAUGAAAGUUGAUCCUCAGAAAGAUGAAAAGUCGUGGAAAGCAUUCCGAAAGUGCAUGGCCCAAAUCACCGCGGCCGUUCCUGCUGAAAAACACAAAAGCACGCCCCUGUUUCUCGGAGCCACAGCCGGGAUGAGACUGCUGCAUCAGCUGGAUGAGCAGAGAUCCAAUGAAAUCCUGGCUAGUCUCCGAACAUACCUGAGCUCCCUGCCCUUCGACUUCCACAACGCCUCCAUCAUCACGGGUCAAGAGGAAGGUCUUUAUGGGUGGAUCACCGUCAACUACCUCAUGGGAAACUUCCUUGAGAAAAACCUGUGGAACACCUAUGUGCAACCAGAGGGGGCGAAGACCGUCGGAUCCAUGGACCUCGGUGGAGCAUCGACCCAAAUCGCCUUCUCAGUCCAGGACGAUCUUGAAGGGCCGGACUACAUGCCCAUCAAACUGUACGGAUACCCUUACAAUGUCUACACUCAUAGUUUCCUCUGCUACGGCAAGAAUGAGGCUGAGAAGAGAGUUCUGGACAAAAUAGUACAGGAAUCACGAGACCCAGCAUACAUUCGGAACCCCUGCUACCCUGAAGGUUUCAACAUCACCGUUAAGGCCUCAUCCAUCUAUGAAACACAGUGCAUCGAGAAGCCAGCAAACUACAACCCAGACCAGGAUCUCUUCAUGGUGGGAGCCCCUAACUCAGACAAGUGCGGGAGCCUGGUGAAGUCAAUAUUUGAUUUCAAGACCUGUUCCUCAGCCAACUGUUCCUUCAACGGGGUUGAGCAGCCACCAGUCACCGGAGAGUUCAUGGCGUACGCUGGAUUCUACUACGUUAAGCGGGCUCUGCACCUGAAUGGCUCUGUAGAUUUCGAUGAGUUCAAGUCGUUGGUUAGGAAAUUCUGCCACACAAAUUGGACAGAGCUGAGAGAAGAAAAGAAGUGGAUCUCUGAAAGAUACCUGAAGUCUUACUGCCAAGGAGCUCACUACAUCUUCACUCUGCUGGCAGACGGUUACAAGUUUGACAAAGAGACGUGGAAAGGCAUCAGCUUUCAAAAAGAGGUGAAGGACACCAGCGUGGGUUGGAGUUUGGGCUACAUGCUGAGUAUGUCCAACAUGAUCCCAUCUGAAUCUAAACACAUCACACCUCUGACCAAUCCUGUCUUUGCCGGCCUCAUCUUUUUAUUUUCAGCUCUGACCAUCGUGAUGGUUGUCAUAGUUUUCAUCUUCCUCAUUCGCACUUGCUACUGAGAAUCGGAAGUUUCAAAGGAAAUGAUCUGCAAUUCAAAGCCUGGGGAUUGCUGUAAUCCCGUGGGUAACAGGAGAGUGUUACAGCUACUUAGUCUGGGAUGUUUACUAAAAAUUUAAAUGCGGUUCAUUUUGUACCUCAGGGAAAAGUAUUGGGACCUUUUUCGAGCUCCACUUAAGGGUCAUAUUGUUUUAAAGUUAAAAGACCGACACAAUGCUUGCUUGACUGACAACUGAGCAUGCGGAUAUGUCUGUGUGGUUGAUGGCGUUUCACUUUGUGUAAUUUCAAAAUUGCAUAAUGUUAAAGUGAGACUGGUAUGUGCAUUCAACUUAGUGUGCUCACACGCUCACAGUGAUCCCUCAGGCAAGAAAGCAUGUCAAACUCCCUCUGCUAACAAAUUCGUUGUGUUCCUGUAUCAUACAUGUAAUUGCAUUCAAUGCGUUCGCUUUACCUGUGAAACGGUAGCACUGCUGCAGCCUUACUGUUCUUAUUCUAACAGUCCUCCAUAUUUAUUGAAUGAAAUCCUCCCUAAUAAAUAAUGGAAUGAAGGAGAAAUUGCCCUUGUUUUCUUAUGGUCAUGCAAAUCAAAUAAAUUAAGUCAUAGCAUAUAAUAUACUCUAUUUCCAAAGAUUUAAAAGAUUUGAAUAC
This is a messenger RNA of Platichthys flesus (European flounder), 2285 nucleotides long. It is a transcript of the gene entpd3, whose product is annotated as ectonucleoside triphosphate diphosphohydrolase 3. The transcript has 10 exons. Lineage: Eukaryota; Metazoa; Chordata; Actinopteri; Pleuronectiformes; Pleuronectidae. Gene Ontology annotation, molecular function: GDP phosphatase activity; UDP phosphatase activity. The coding region runs from base 137 to 1639 and encodes 500 amino acids. Gene Ontology annotation, cellular component: plasma membrane. Gene Ontology annotation, biological process: nucleoside diphosphate catabolic process. The record is from RefSeq and is a predicted model, not a curated record.